Molecule: messenger RNA, 1647 nt
Organism: Triticum turgidum subsp. durum (durum wheat)
Lineage: Eukaryota; Viridiplantae; Streptophyta; Magnoliopsida; Poales; Poaceae
Source: the annotation of a GenBank genome assembly
AUGAGCUGCCGCGCGGCUCCAUGGGGCCGCCCGUCGCCCCCCCGCGGCCGGCCCUUCCCCGCCUCGGCGCGCCUGCACAGCCCAUUCGGGGGUAUGAAUUCGUGGAAGAAUCCAGUUCUCAAAAACUCGUGGAGAAUCGGUGAUGUCCCGGCGAUGUUUGGGCUGCCGUCUGGACUGUUCAGAUGCAUGGCUUCAAAUGGCUCCGGGGAUGCUGGGUUUUCUCGUCCUCAAUCAAUUGAUGAAGCACCGAUGCCGCUGUACCCCUGGCCAGACAAGCAGCGGCCACGGGUAUGCAUUUUGGGUGGUGGAUUUGGUGGGCUGUAUACUGCUCUGAGACUAGAAUCUCUUGUAUGGCCUGGUAAUAACAAGCCUCAGGUGAUGCUUGUUGAUCAAUCUGACAGAUUUGUAUUUAAGCCCAUGCUAUACGAGCUCUUAUCAGGAGAGGUGGAUGUCUGGGAAAUAGCUCCGUAUUUUACGGAGUUACUGAAGAACACCAGUGUUCAAUUUGUGAAGGAUAGUGUAAAGCUUCUUCGCCCUUCUGAUCACUUAAGAAGGGAGCCUGGAGUGUCAUGCACUGGCGGAAUUGUUCAUCUUGAAAGUGGCACCGUUGUUGAAUAUGAUUGGCUCGUUCUAGCUCUAGGGGCUGAAGCUAAGAUUGACGUCGUUCCAGGAUCUGCCGAGUAUGCACUUCCUUUCACAACUUUGGAACAUGCUUUGAAAGUUGAAAGUGAAUUGAAAAUGUUAGAAAGGGGAAGGUUUGGUAAGAAGUCCCCACCUAUUCAGGUGGCCAUUGUGGGACUGGGUUACUCUGGUGUUGAGCUAGCUGCCACUAUCUCUGAGAGAUUAAAGAACACAGGGACUGUCAAAGCAAUCAAUUUUCAAACAACCAUCUGUCCUAACGCACCACCAGGAAAUCGUGAAGCUGCUCUGAAGGUUCUCGAGUCUCAAAAUAUUCAACUUUUCUUGGGAUAUUCGGUGAACUGCAUCAGAGAGGUUUAUGCAUCUGAGGAUUCAGGUAGCAUGGUUGCAGAUGCAAAAGAAGCUGGUGGUGGCUAUAAGAAACUAGUUUUGGAACUUCAAGCCGCUCAAAGAGGCCUCCAGAGCCAGGUUCUGGAGGCUGAUCUGGUACUAUGGACGGUGGGCUCACAAUCUCAGAUUCUUCGGCUACAACCUCCUGAUGCCCCAUACGUUAUUCCUUUGAAUGGCCGGGGGCAAGUGGAGACAGAGGAAACCCUUCAAGUAAAGGGCCACCCCCGAACAUUUGCAAUUGGUGAUUCAGCAGCUCUAAGAGACCCAUCAGGAAAAUUUCUCCCAGCCAACGCACAGGUUGCUUUUCAGCAAGCAGAUUUCGCUGGAUGGAAUCUCUGGGCGGCAAUCAAUGACCGGCCCCUUCUGCCGUUCAGGUUUCAAAACCUUGGUGAGAUGAUGACGCUGGGUAGAAAUGAUGCUGCGAUAACAGCAAAUUUCAUCGAGGGACUGACCUUGGAAGGACCUAUAGGGCAUGCUGCUAGGAAGCUCGUGUACUGCCUCAGGAUGCCCACUGAUGAGCACCGGGUGAAGGUUGGAAUCAGUUGGUUCGCAAAGGGCGCUGUCGAUUCGCUUGCCUCUCUGCAGACUGCAGUAAGUAACAUAAUCGCAAGCUCCUGA